AAUUCCCCCAUUCAACCAAUGGCGCUCUGCCCUCGCGACAGGGAUGUGUGGGCUCGGUUAUGGCGCUGCUGUGAAGUUGUUGGAAACGGGCAAGCCCAGGAAGCAGGAUUUUAACACUACUACACAGGCUAAAGCUCCGGGCUACCAGCUAGAGUGGGAACAAGUCAGCGAAUGAGUCGGAUUUUGUAACACACGCACCUUUCCGACGGGGAAAUACACGCGACGGCGGAUUUAGAUUGUGGUUUUAACAAAAGUUGCUCUGUCUGUGAGAAAUAAGAGUGACCUCGGGCUGAGAAAAGGCAUGUAUUGCAAGAGUUAGAUUGAGGACUGACACCCCUCGAGCUGUUUUUUGUUUUCAACUGAGGUGAAAGUCGGAUCUGUCACCAUGCCUGCCAAAACAAAGUAUAAUUUAGUCGAUGAUGGACACGAUUUACGGAUUCCUUUACACAACGAGGAAGCAUUCCAGCAUGGGAUUAAUUUUGAGGCAAAGUAUAUCGGUAGUCUGGAUGUGGCUCGACCCAAUAGCCGUGUGGAGAUUGUUGCGGCCAUGAGGCGAAUAAGGUAUGAAUUUAAGGUGAAAAAUAUCAAAAAGAAAAAAGUCAACAUCAUUGUGUCUGUGGAUGGGGUAAGAGUAGCGCUUCGGAAAAAGAAAAAGAAAAAAGAAUGGACCUGGGAUGAAAGCAAGAUGAUGGUGAUGCAGGAUCCAAUUUACAGGAUAUUCUACGUAUCGCACGACUCUCAAGAUCUGAAGAUCUUUAGUUACAUAGCUAGAGAUGGACAAAGCAAUGUGUUCAGAUGCAACGUCUUCAAAUCAAAGAAAAAGAGCCAAGCUAUGCGGAUAGUCCGAACGGUGGGUCAGGCUUUUGAGGUUUGCCACAAACUUAGCCUCCAGCACACCCAGCAAAACGCAGAUGGCCAGGAGGAUGGUGAUGGUGACAAGACCUGCACAGACUCCGAAGUACCAGGGCGGGAACUGACAGGGGCCGAAAAGCCAACCGCAGAGGAAACGGACAUUGAUGCAGAGGAACUGCCCCUCCCCGACAGCACAAUGGACGAGUUCAGUCGUGGGGUCACCGACCUGGAUGCCGCCAAGAAAGAGGAAGAUUUAACCAAGGACAAAAAGCCCUCUGAGGAGCCCAACAUCCUGCUGGCUUCCCCCAAGCUGCUGCUUCCCUCAGGCAGUCAGCUCCCAGCGAGCACCCCCCUGUCUGUGCAUCACCAGCUUCAGCUACUCCAGCAGCAGCUCACACAACAGCAGCAGCAGACACAGGUGGCCGUCGCCCAGGUUCAUCUGCUGAAGGAUCAGCUUUCUGCAGAGGCUGCGGCGAGGAUUGAGGCUCAGGCUCGGGUUCACCAGCUGUUGUUGCAGAAUAAAGACCUGCUGCAGCAUAUUUCUCUCCUGGUCAAACAGGUUCAGGAGAUGGAGCUCAAACUGGCAGGACACGGCUCAAUGGGAUCUCAAGACAGUCUACUGGAAAUCACCUUCCGUGCCAACGUGCCCCCAGUCCUGUGUGACCCCACCACCCCGAGACCAGAACACAGCAUCCUUCCUCCGCUCAACGAUGGGACGCAGCUGUCCCUGCCACUGGGCAGUCCUAUAGUGGACCAAAGCAUGUUUGAGAACUCGAACACCUCAGAACAGCUGAAGCAGAACUCUCGUCCAACGGGCAGCGCUGUCAGUCCAACAGCCUCCACAGACACAUCUGCCCUGGCGGGGUCAAAGACAGGGGGCAGCCAGCAUCUAAAAAACGCCCUCAACUUAGGCAAAGCUGUGGGGGCAAAGGUCAACGAUCUGCUGCGCCGAAAAGAUCCAAACAGCCUCGGAGACAUCGGAGUCACUGAAGUCAAUAAAAAUGUGGAGGCAAUGUGGUCCAGUCUGGCCACGAUGGGGAACAGUACAGCAGGAAGCAGUCACAUCUCUCUGGAUACUUUCCCUCGGCUUGAUCCCCCACCUCCCACCGGUAAAAAGCGCCUCCCACGUGCCCUCAAGACCACCCAAGACAUGAUGAUAUCUUCUGACCCUGUGGUAGCCUCUCCAGAGUCCUCCUUUGUCUCCUCACCUGACAAGACUCCCCUCAUCUCCAAAGAUAAAGCACAGCUUAAGUCUGACCUGCGCCCCGAUGAGUCCGGCCCAGAGAAACCUUCAGAGCCCAGCGACAGCCAGAUGGAAAAGAAACCCGGUUUAGAGCUAAAUAAUGAGCCUGCGGCGGCUGUGUUGAAGGAUGACUUAAGAGAAAAAAUUGCUGAAGGUGAAGAUCAGUCACAGCUAUCGCUCUCAGUUCCAGAUCUAAUUCAUAAAGACAAUCUGGACUCGAAACAGAAACUGGCCAGUUCGGAAACUAGAAUGGCUUCCACCCCGUGUCCGGGAAAAGGGGGCUGUCGAAUCAGCGUCAGUGAGGGGGAACUGAUGGGGAACGGCGCAGUGGAGUACCGUACCCUCAGUUUGGAAAAUGAAGAAUCCCAUCCUGAUCUGCUCUCAUUUGAAUAAUUUCCUUGCUGAUAUAAACAACUAAACCAGGCUAUAGUGGACUGCUCGUUUAAGCUGGUCUAUUUGGUCCCCUAGCCUUUUAAAGCUGGUUGAUGCUUUUUGAUCAACUGGUCUCCCAGCCUCACCAGCUUAAAGCAUUCAAACCUCUUACUCAAAGCUCCACUUUUAAAGCGAAUCAUCUGGGUGGUUUAAAACCAUGGUUGGGUAAAAUAGGGACAAGCAUUGGGUUAAGUUAAUGUAGAUCAUGUUCAUUUUUUUUAACCAACCAUGGGUUGAAACAACCCUAGUGCAGGAAUAUGGUCACAGAAUAUUUUGCAAUUUUUUCCGUGUCCGUACCACGGACUUUCUUUUUCGUGUCAUUUUCACAUAUUGGUUACUCAAUUGUUUUUCCUAUUUUUAAACCAUUGUCGCGUGGGUAUGGGGUUAGAUUUGGGGAUGUCACUUUAAAUGAACAGUAUGUAAGAAAUGUAUAUCAAUUAAUCAUCAAAUGGCCCUGAUAUGUCACUAGACAUUAAUAAAUCAUUUUCAUUUCAAAUACUUAUAUCACUGACAGCAGUGGUCUGGCCAGGAUAUUGCCAUUUAAAAAGUGGAGUUGCAGCCCUCAACUGAUGUUUAUGUUGUCAUGUUGUGUAUUGGCCACCAGUUGGGUGAUUGCAGUACCAGUUUUAGCCACAAGUUUUGUUAUUGCAAUACCAGUUUGGGCCACAAUCCUACAUACUGUUCCUUUAACUCUUAUACUAUUUUUUCCUGUCACCUGACGUUAGGGUUAGAGUUGGAUUUGGAUGUCAUUUUAUGUAACAGAAAAUCGUUCUAACCCCAAACCCACACAAAAAUGGUAAGAAAAUAGGAAAAACAAUUGAGUAACCAAUAGACCCUUUUACUGUUUGUACACAAUGAUGACGUGGCAGCGUAUGCGCGCGCAUUUAGGCAACGGAAGUAUCGUAAGAAUCAACAGUGAAGCAACACAAACAGUAAGUUAUUUUUAAAAAAUUGACUUUAUCAACAUUUUCAACACAGCUACCAGAUCCGUGUACUAUAGUGGAGUGGAUAAAAGACGUUAGCAGAUGGCCAAAAAUAAAGUUGCCAGAUACAUAUAUACGUAUAUUAGUAUAUUAUAUUAGUGCAACCAAACGCAACAACGGGACAUUUUGAUGUUGAGAAACCGUUUUAAUAAACUUUCUGAGUUGCUACCACGUUAGAACCAAUGGGGAAUAACACCACUUCCGUUGCCCAAAUGCGCGCGCAGGCUAUUUGAUCACGUGAGCUGUAAAAGGGUCUAUACGUGAAACUGACACGGAAAACGUGGAAACGUGACAAUAACACACGGAUAAAUGAGCAAAAUAUUUCGUGACUAUAACAUGGAAAUUUGUGAGAACAGGUUUAUUUCAACGCUUUCAAAAUUAUUUGAAUCUGUCUUUUUUUAUCUUGCUUUACCUUUUGUACAUUUCUUAUGUUUUUUUUCUUUAUAGAAAAAUACCACUGAUUAUACUUUGUAUAAAAUUAUACAUAUAAUGAAAUCACUAUUUUUUUAAUCAUAGUAUCAUAAUCACUUUAAUGCAUUGUACUUUAUAUUGUGGACCUUUAGUAAAAAAAAAACACGAAAAUUCAAUUAACAGAAACCAAAGUCAAUACUAUACUAUAAUACCUCCAAAGCUGUCUUUGCCGUUUAAAAAGUAAACAGCAUUUCCCAUCUUAAAUAUUUUCGGGGUUUUUUCAAAGACGACAUUAUAGGUUAUAGUUUACUACGUGCUAGUACUGUUUUAUGACCACAUCACUGACCUUAAAUUCAAAAUUGUGCUAAGACGUCAUAGUAACCUCCAGUAUGACCAAGUGCACAAUGACCUCGGAUCAGUAAGCUUUAUGCACCUAAGGGUCUAGCAGUCUGGACUGCUUCCUUAUUGCAUCGACUGAGAAAUUCCUCCUGUACGGAGACACAUUUCACAGUGACCUCUAGAUAACAGAGAAAAUAUGGCAUCCUACCAUGGUCGUGGUGAUAUUGUCAAGGUGAUGAUGGCUCGAGGAAUGGCAGUAAUGAGUUUCGGUCAACGUGAAGGUAUGCAGAAGGAUUCGAAAUUCCCUGGAAUGCCAUAACUCAACACUAAUCUCUCUUCUUGUUUAUGUAGACAGCCUGACUCCCAUGACAUUCACUCUUUAUCCCUGACUGUGUAUUCUCUAGGGAGAAUUCGGGUCCACUGCAAACAAUGCAGCUAUUUACACUUCCAUUAUUUAUAGAAGUACAGUAUAUUGCCAUACUACAUGUACAGAUGUACUGUACUGAGAUGUUGAUCGUAACAACACUGCAAAUCCUACAAGGCUGCGAUCGAGUAGCUACUAUGCAUUAUGUCAGUUAUGUAAUAUUGCGUGUGAACGAUUAUUUAAGGUAUUGAGUAGGUUUAUGUGAACUAACGCAUUGGCAUCAUAGCAUUAACUAAUACCCAGGUGCUUUUUGAAUGUCUUAUAGUUUUGGUUACACUAUGGUAUGUUUUUUAUGUAAUUAUGCAUAAAGGUUUGUUCCUGUAUGGGAUAAUAUGAACACUAAAUCCAGAGUGGGGCGAAGCAUUGUGCUUAUAUUUCUGCAGAUGGCAAGUUAAUGAAUUGAUAUGGACCAAUGAUGCUGUGCUACUGCAUUAUAAGAUAUGAAGUCAAAGUAUUUUAUUGAAUCUUUUAUGUGAAAACAGAUUGUUUAAAAAAAGAUUUAUGUUUUAGUGUUUAGUUUAUUCUUUUGCAGGGUUGAAAAGAUUCUUGAUGGGAAAUUAAGAAAUGUUCUUUGAAAUUUCUAUGUGAUGUUUUAUGCAUUUUAAUAUGCAUUUUAUGUGUUCAGUGGUCCCAUCAUUUUUAGGAUUUUAUGAAGGAGAAAAAUCUGAAUGUUGAAGGAAAAUGUAUGUAUAUGAAGGUUUUAUGAGCGCACUGAAUGUAUUUAGGGAUAUCAAAUGAUCGAGCUGGCUAUAUUACAGUGGAUUUCAUUAUGCAAACUGUCUGUUUGUGGCACAGUCUGGGGCUUCGGUGCCUGUAUUUUUUAAUAAAUGGUUUUAUGCAA
Molecule: messenger RNA, 5525 nt
Organism: Paramisgurnus dabryanus
Lineage: Eukaryota; Metazoa; Chordata; Actinopteri; Cypriniformes; Cobitidae
Gene: nos1apa
Product: nitric oxide synthase 1 (neuronal) adaptor protein a
Molecular function (GO): nitric-oxide synthase binding
Source: RefSeq, a predicted model, not a curated record